AUGACUUUGACUGAAAUCAGCAAUAAUAGCUUAUCCUUGCCCCUUGCCAAGAGACAGAAGAUAGCCGUUGAUGAUGCCUCUCGCAGGGAUACGCAUCGUGCUGGAUCUAGGAUCUUCUCACCAUUUCGUACGCUUGGAUUAGUUUCACCCACAUCUGUUCCAUUUACAUGUACGCGACUGGGGAAAACUACAUUUCAGAUCACAACGUGUGUUGGCCGCUGCCUGCAUACCUAUGACCUACGUCAAGGACUGAAGCUGGUUUUUAUCAGCCGUCCACAGACCCCGCGCGAUAUAACUGCUACAUUCUCGUGGCAAGACAAAUCAUUCGCAGCAUGGGGAGUUCCCGGGCCUGGCGGCUCUGGCGGCAUCUGGGUUUUCAAGCGCGGCAAGAAAGUUGCGGCGCUUGAAGCUCCCAUCGAGCUUCCCGCGCCCAUCGAACAUCUGGUCGUUUUCGGUUCUUGGAUAGUCGGGUGUGGUGGGCAAUCAGUUAGCGUUUGGAAGAAUGGAUCAUAUGAAUAUUACACGUCCCUUUCUUUUGCACGCUCUGAGGGCACCACCGGUGGAGAGGCUCAUGCCACUCAUAUAUCUACUUUACCGACCUAUCUCAACAAGAUACUCAUCGGCAAAUCAGAUGGAAGCGUGGAUAUCUGGAAUGUGAAGACUGGAAGCCUUAUCCAUACCAUCUUCGCGGCUUUCCCCAACGCUGGCCCGGUUACUGUACUUCGGCCGAGUCCUGCGCUCUCAGUUGUCGCAAUUGCCUACAAGAAUGGGUCAAUUUCCAUUCGAAACGUUGAAACCGGCCAGUCCAUAUUUUCGUUCCAGCCACAGACGCCGCAUGCGCCAGCCGUAACGUCCAUCACUUUUCGGAGUGACGGCGCUGGUGCUGGAGAAGAGGGCCGGCAGCCAGGGGCCAUGGCCACCGCCUGUGUAAGUAACGGCGACAUCACUCUUUGGGAUCUGAACCGUGGUGGCCGCGUUGUGGGUACUCUUCGUAAUGCCCAUAAGGUCUCAAUGGAUGACCCCGGCUCAGGUAUAAACCAUAUGGAGUUCCUCGAUGGACAGCCAGUUAUUGUUACGACUGGAAAGGACAAUGCGCUGCGGACAUGGAUUGUCGACGAGUCUCCAUUUUCCCCAAUUCCGAGGCCUUUACACUCAAGGAGCGGCCAUUCAGAUACUUUAACAACUAUUUCGUUUUUGCCGUCGUCUUCUGACGGCUCCGAAUCCACAGCCAAAUGGUUGUUGAGUGCGAGCAAAGAUAGUAGUCUAUGGGGUUUCAGUUUGCGCAAGGACAGUCAAAGCACCGAGCUAUCUCAGGGCUCUGGAGAUCAGAGAGCGAGGAAGCGUGGUGUUGUUAAUCCAACUACGAAUAACGAUUAUCCCCUGAACCGGAUAAAUUUGAAGGCACCGGAAGUCACAUGUAUCGCAUGCUCCCUCAAUCGGGAUGGGGGAAUGGGCGUCACUGUAUCAUCCCCAGUCUGGUCUAACCCUAAAACAACCGACACGGCGUCCUCUAAUAGAACAGGAUGGGAAAGUAUAGUGACAGGUCAUCGUGGCGAUAAAUAUGCUAGGACCUGGUUUUGGGGCAAGAAGAAAGCUGGACGUUGGGUAUUUGAGACUGGUGAUGGAACCGAUGUCAAGAGUGUUGCCAUAUCUCAAUGUGGAACGUUUGCAGUGGUUGGAUCUGCAGGUGGCAGCAUUGACCUGUUCAACAUGCAAUCAGGUCGAUACCGCCAGAGUUACCCGGCCAAAAGUUUGAAAGUGAAACAUACAGGGGGCAGUGAUGCCGGAUCCAAAGCCAGGCAAGCCCGUACUGAUUCAAAUCGGCAUACAAAAGCAGUCACUGGCCUGGCAGUUGACGGGUUGAAUCGCGCCAUUGUUAGCUGCGGGUUGGAUGGCAAAGUCAAGUUCUGGGAUUUUCAAUCCGGUUCGCUGGUCCAGGAACUUGACUGGUAUCCAAUGACGGCCAUCACGGCCCUGCGAUAUAGUAGCACAAGCGACCUAGUUGCAUUCAGCUGCGAUGACCUUUCCAUACGCGUGGUGGAUAUGGAAACACGAAAAAUUGUUCGUGAGCUGUGGGGCUGUGCAGGCCAAAUAAAUGACUUUACUUUCUCGAGCGACGGACGGUGGAUAAUUGCUACGUCUAUGGACUCCGUUAUCCGGGUGUGGGACCUGCCGACUGGCCAUCUUAUUGAUAUCUUUCGUGUAUCCAGCACGUGUACCUCUCUGGCCAUGUCUCCCACUGGUGAUUUUCUAGCCACUGCACAUGCGGAUGGGCUGGGUAUUGGUCUCUGGUCAAACAGGAGCCUGUUCAUGCCGGUGUCCACCCGAAAUCUAAACGUGGAUAGUCUCCUGGAAGCCGAUCUCCCUUCUUCUGCUGGCGAGGGUGGCGUUGGCCUCAUCGAAGCGGCUUUCCGACAAGAUGAUGAGGAUCGUGGUGGCGACGGUCCAAUCUCAUAUACAGGCCAGCUCAGUCGAGAAAUGUUAACCUUGAGUGCUAUCCCCAAAAAUAAGUGGCAGACCCUGGUUUACAUGGAUUUGAUCAAGGAGCGGAACAUGCCUAAGGAGCCACCGAAAGGUCCCGAGAAGGCCCCGUUCUUCCUUCCUGCACCAUCUACCUACGGUGUGUCUGACCACAAUGCGGAUGCGAAAUUAGAUAGGGCGUCCACCGAACUGUCACGCAUUGCCAAGUUGCGGCUCUCUAGAAGUACCAAUGCGGGAUCCCGGUUCACAUCGCUUUUACGAGCAGGUUCUCUGUCUGGAGACUUUGAGUCCUUCUUUUUGGAAAUGAAGUCUUUGAAUCCGUCUAGACUAGAACUUGAAAUCCGGUCACUGGAUCCGCAAGUGAAAGGGGAGCAGUCUGAGUUGUCUGCCUUUGUCUUGGCUUUGUGUAAUCGUCUUGCUACCAGAAAAGAUUUUGAGCUCGCCAACGCAUGGAUGGCAGUAUUCCUCAAAAUACACUCCGAUGUUGUUGCGGCUUGCUGUGACCCGAAUGAGGGUGCAGACAAUAGGCUGGGUGAGUCUCUUGAUCUUUGGAGACGGGUACAACAGACCGAGAGCCAACGCCUGGCAGGUCUAGUCGGCUACUGCCGAGGCGUCAUUGAGUUCUUGAGGUCCUCCCGUUAG
Molecule: messenger RNA, 3123 nt
Organism: Aspergillus mulundensis
Lineage: Eukaryota; Fungi; Ascomycota; Eurotiomycetes; Eurotiales; Aspergillaceae
Product: rRNA-processing protein UTP21
Exons: 5
Coding region: 1-3123 (1040 amino acids)
Biological process (GO): rRNA processing
Cellular component (GO): Pwp2p-containing subcomplex of 90S preribosome; small-subunit processome
Molecular function (GO): protein binding
Source: RefSeq, a predicted model, not a curated record